Messenger RNA from Prorocentrum cordatum, 540 nucleotides. NCBI's taxonomy places the organism in Eukaryota, Dinophyceae, Prorocentrales, Prorocentraceae. The record is from the annotation of a GenBank genome assembly.
AUGUGGAUCUUCUAUCCGUUUCCUCCUGCUUCGCCACCUCCUCCCUCCCAGUUCUCUGGGCGCCGUGACAGCCCCGCCCCCGCGCUCGGUCCAGCCUUCCGCAGCACCCGCAGCUGCCACAAUAAUUAUUUUUCGGGCCCGCGCUCGCCUGGCGGGCUCCGCACAGGGACCCCGCCGCGCUGCCGAAGGGCUGGGGCGAUCGGCCACGUGGACUGCAUCCGUUUCAAGCGCAGCGCGAUCGAGGAGUUGGAAGUCCUCGGACGUAUUGGAGAUUGUGCGGCCCUGUUCUCGAAGAAGCUGAUUGAUGUUUAUGCAAUGUUGUUGUCUUCUGUGUUCGGUCUCUGCACGCGCUUCCGAGGACUCCAGAGAUCCUGCAGACUUCCGGAAACAUUAGGAAUGAAGGAUACGUCGCGCGCAGCCGCGCGCACGAUGUACAGAUGUUCGCGCUCUUCUCUAAACGCGCAUGUGCGCGGCCCUUUCCUCUUGAAGGUGGACUCGGGCCCGUUGAAUUCAACAAGCGCCGCGGAGCUGACUCCUUAG